AUGGCACAGAGACACAGGCUCUCCAUUCCCUACGGAGCACCCAUCCUUGCCAUUUCCUUCCUGGCAUGUGUAGCCACAGGUUUGGAGCUGUCCAUAAACAACCACGCUGCCGACUUCCCCCUGUCUACGAGGCCUGGCAUUUCAGUGUCCCUCUCCUGCCUCGUUCACAACAGCAGCCGGGCUGAGAACCUGCUCUGGUACCGGGGAGAUGGGCAAGUGGGGCUGAAAGAGGGGAAUAAAGUGAACAUCAGCCACAUCUGCGUAUACCCAGUCAACGAGUCUGACAACGGAGUCACCUUCACGUGCAGGCUGGCGCGGGACAAGUCCGUGCAGGUGUCUGUGACCCUGGAUGUGGAGUUUCCUCCCCAGCUGAGUGGAGAGGAGACCCUCCAAAUCGAGGAAGAGAAAGAUGUUACUCUGACCUGCAACUCCAAAUCCAACCCUCAAGCCCAAACAACUUGGUAUAAGGACAAUGGCAACUUGACCCUACAGCAGGGUCGUCACGAGCUCCGCCAGACGAGCGAGGUCUUUCAGCUCUCCAUCAGAAAAGUUCAGAAGUCUGACAAUGGGACCUACACCUGUGUGGUGGAAUCUUCCUUGGGAAAGGGGACAAAGGAUUUCCACCUGAUAAUUGAAGAUAAAAAACCUGUUUUUCCCAAGGAGGCUGUUAUUGCUGCUGCUGUAGUGGUUGCAGGUGUGAUAUUUUUUGGAAUUGUGGCUCGAAAAGAUAAAUUAUGUAAGUGCUUCAAUAACUCAAGGGAAACAUCUCUGUAA
Myiozetetes cayanensis is the source of this 774-nucleotide messenger RNA. RefSeq names its product transmembrane and immunoglobulin domain containing 1 (gene TMIGD1). Bases 1 to 774 code for a protein of 257 amino acids. The record is from RefSeq and is a predicted model, not a curated record. The transcript has 5 exons. NCBI's taxonomy places the organism in Eukaryota, Metazoa, Chordata, Aves, Passeriformes, Tyrannidae.